Molecule: messenger RNA, 1691 nt
Organism: Tarenaya hassleriana
Lineage: Eukaryota; Viridiplantae; Streptophyta; Magnoliopsida; Brassicales; Cleomaceae
Exons: 5
Coding region: 232-1518 (428 amino acids)
Source: RefSeq, a predicted model, not a curated record
CUCAUGUGUGCUUCCUGCAAUUUGCAAUUUAUUUAAAUCGCACAUCUGGCUGGUACACGCAUGUCUCUUGUAUACAUCCAAGCGGAGAGACAAUCAUAGAGGAGGAAAGUGUUCAUUACAACUCCAUCUCUCGCCGGCAGCUGUCCGGAACCAAAACUAGUAUCGGGUUUCAUCUCGGAUUCCUUUUUUCAAGAAUUCACAGCUUCUGUAUUGCGAUCCGAUUCAGUGGAAAUGGAUUUCUUCAGUUCAAGCAAGAGGAAGAAGGAAGGAAAGAGAUCAGGGUUGAUGGGGAAGACGAGCAAGAGCACGCCGCCGAGCCCUGCCCAUGGCGAGGCGGAGGAGGGAUUGGCCGGAAGAAGGUCUCCUCCUCCCUACUAUUACUCCAACAUCAAAAGGGCCGAAUCGGAGUACGCUUUUCCGACGUUGGACGAGACCGACCCUUACUACCGGAAGCCUCCUGCCUCCGAGCGCAUCCCAAACUCCCAUCCUCGUCCUCCUCUCCACCGUUACUACCACACGCCUGAACCCCGUAGAAGAGAGCAUGGUAAGGAAACCAUGGAGGUGGUGGGGUACGAGCCAGAUGCCAAUAUAACACCGCGAAACAGUGCUCCUCCGAGUCCAGUCCAUCCUUCUGGAAGCCGCUCUCCCCCUCCUUUCUAUCCUUCCAGCGACGAAGACGACGACGACGACCAGUCCACUUACCUCUAUCCUGAGAUCGUCACCGGACACCACUCAAAGCCUGUCUCUGCAAGUAGCACGCCGGUUCAUCACAAGUUCCAGAUCUCUGCCGAAACCUACGACCAAGACAAGCUGUUCGAGCCGCCUGAGCUGCCUGACGACUCCCAGAGCUUCACUCUCCACGAAAUCGCCAAGAUGCGCGGUCUCAAGAACUACGAUCUCCAGACCGCCACCUCCGCCGCCAAGGAGGACAUCCAGUCCGUGAUCUCGGAGUCCUACGUCUCGGUGGCCAAUUACAGAGUGAGAGCGAGCGUGUCCGCCACGCUCCAGUCGAUCCUCGAAAGGUACGGGGACAUCGCCUCCGCUUCCAAGCUCCAAUCGAUCUCGACGAGGUCGUACUACCUGGAAUCGCUGGCAGCGGCGGUGCUGGAGCUGAAGACGACGUCGUUGAGGGAGCUGACGAAGACGCGGGUGUCGGAGAUAGCAGCGGUGGUGAAGGACAUGGAGGCGGUGAAGAUCGACGUGUCGUGGCUGAAGACGACGGUGGAGGAGCUGAAGGAGGCGGUGGAGUACGCGGGACAGCACGAGGCGGUGAAGGCGGAGAAGGAGGAGUGCGAGAGAGAGCUGAAGGAGGGGAGGAUGGAGAUGGAGGAGCUGACGGGGGAGCUGAGGCGGAGGGAGAAGGAAAUAAAGGAGUGCCGGGAGAAGGUGACGGCGACGGCGGCGAGGGUGGGGAAGCUGGAGAUGAAGGGUUCGAGGCUGAACAUGAACAUGGACGUGUUCAAGUCCAAGGUCGACAAGUUCGACGGUGAAGCCGUUCUGGUCGUCGACGUCGCCUAGCCCCACCGGAUGCUCUUCUGCGUGUCGUUUGAUUCAAAUUUUAAUGUGAUUUGUUUGGAUGUGUCUGCGUAUAAGUGGCAAAAAGACCAAACCCCAAUGUGGUUCAGUUAUCACUGAAAGUUUUUCUACUUUUGGAUUUUGCAAAUAUCAAAUCGCUCCACAUUAUACCCUAA